AUGGGUGUCGGACGUCGCAUGAAGAAGCAGGGUCCUCCUGAGCCCCUGUCGGAAGCGCAUUACGCAAAGCUCAAGCGCAAGGCCGGUCUGCCCGUCGACGAUGUACCGGCCGAACCCCGAAACAACAAGAAGCGCAAGGCCGCCAAGGACGAGGAGCCCAAGAGCAACAAGAAGGCUGCCAAGUCCAAUGGCGCCGUCAAUGGCAAGAAGGCUGCCGCCCCUGCGCCGAAAGCGAACGGAAAGAAGGGCAAGAAGGCCGCUCCGGUACCCGAGGACGAGGACGACAUUAGCGAUGGCCUGGGAGACGGAUUCGGCGACUCUGACAUGGACAUGGACGAGUUCUCUGACCUUGAAGGCGCUGAAGGUUUGAAGGACGACUUCUUGGACUCGGACGACUCGGUCUACGACUCUGACGAUGCCGGCCAGCAAAAGGCCAUGUUUUCUGAAGAUGAGGACGACUCCGACGCCGAGGAGCAGCUGACGGCUGCCAACAUUGCUGGUCUGUCGAGGAAGCUCGACGAGAAGAUUGCGCAAGAGGAGGCCGAUGCCCAGGCUGAACUCGAGGAGGCUGCCAUGCAGACAAACAUUGUCGAGGACAAGCCGCAUAUCUUGGACGAUGACGAAGAGGAUGGUUUGGCUGCCAAGACCAAGGGGCUGCUUGCGCCGGAUCUGCAGCUUCUCAGAACGCGCAUCACGGAUACGAUACGUGUUCUGGGUGACUUUGCCAAGCUGGCCGAGGAGGGCAGAAGCAGAGCCGAGUACACAGCUCAGCUGCUCAAGGACAUUUGCGCAUACUAUGGCUACUCCGAGUACCUGGCAGAGAAGCUUUACAACCUUUUUACACCACAAGAGGCUUUUGCCUUUUUCGAGGCCAACGAGAGCGCAAGACCUAUUGUCAUCAGAACAAACACUCUGAGAACCCACAGGAGAGAUCUAGCCCAGGCUCUGAUCAACAGAGGUGUUGUGCUGGAGCCUGUAGGCAAGUGGUCCAAGGUUGGACUGCAAAUUUUCGAGAGCAACGUGCCAUUGGGUGCAACUCCCGAGUAUCUCGCCGGUCACUACAUUCUGCAGGCCGCCAGUUCAUUCCUGCCCGUCAUGGCCCUGGGUCCUCAAGAAGGCGAGCGCGUUCUCGAUAUGGCCGCUGCUCCCGGUGGAAAGACGACACACAUGGCUGCCAUGAUGAAGAACAAGGGUUGCAUCUUUGCCAACGAUCCUUCCAAGGCUCGUUCCAAGGGUUUGAUUGGAAACAUUCACCGUCUCGGCGCCCGCAAUGUUGUGGUAUGCAACUACGAUGCCAGAGACUUCCCAAGGGUGAUUGGUGGCUUCGACAGAGUCUUGCUUGAUGCUCCUUGCUCGGGUACUGGUGUUAUUGCCAAGGAUGCUUCGGUCAAGAUGAACAAGACAGAAAAGGACUUUAUGGUUCUGCCUCAUACACAAAAGCAGCUGCUCCUAGCUGCCAUUGACAGUGUGAACCACGCCAGCAAGACUGGUGGUUACCUUGUUUACUCUACAUGUUCCGUUACAGUCGAGGAGAAUGAGCAGGUUGUCAACUACGUCCUGAGCAGGCGCCCCAACGUAAAGCUCGUUGACACUGAGCUUCCGUUCGGUAAGGAGGGUUUCACAAGCUACGGUGGCAAGCACUUUGACUCGUCGCUGAACCUCACCCGACGAUACUACCCCCACACCUACAAUGUUGACGGUUUCUUUGUCGCCAAGUUCCACAAGUUUGCCCCCUCGCCUGCUGGAAGUGCUGGCCGCGAGAAGGUGCCAAUGGAGAAGAAGGACGUCGAGGAAGAGAUCAUUGACAAGACACCUAUUGCUGCUGAUGAGGAUACGAUUGGUGCCGAGAAGGACGACUUUGGUGGCUUCGAUGACGAUGAGGAUGCCGAUUACAUGGAGAGAGCCAAGCGCAAUGCCAUGAGGAGGAGAGGUCUGGACCCAAAGGCUCUGAACAAGGGCAAGACUGAGACGAAUGGCACCAAGGAGGCCAAGGAGAUCAAGGAGACCAAGGCCGAGAAGACUGAAAAGUCGCCCAAAUCUCCCAAGUCACCCAAGUCUGACAAGGUGGAGAAGGCUGAGAAGUCGCCAAAGGCUGAGAAGUCGCCAAAGGCUGCGAAGACGGAAAAGGCAGACAAGUCCCCCAAGGCUGCCAAGACAGAGAAGGCUGACAAGUCUUCAAAGACAGAAAAGGCCGAAGUGAGCAAAAAGGACAAGAAGAAGAGCAAGAAGGCAUCGUCAUAG
Messenger RNA from Pestalotiopsis fici W106-1, 2241 nucleotides. RefSeq lists its product as uncharacterized. NCBI's taxonomy places the organism in Eukaryota, Fungi, Ascomycota, Sordariomycetes, Amphisphaeriales, Sporocadaceae. Gene Ontology annotation, molecular function: rRNA (cytosine-C5-)-methyltransferase activity; RNA binding. The transcript is spliced from 3 exons. Bases 1 to 2241 code for a protein of 746 amino acids. The record is from RefSeq and is a predicted model, not a curated record. Gene Ontology annotation, biological process: rRNA base methylation; maturation of LSU-rRNA. Gene Ontology annotation, cellular component: nucleolus.